Molecule: messenger RNA, 2647 nt
Organism: Panicum virgatum (switchgrass)
Lineage: Eukaryota; Viridiplantae; Streptophyta; Magnoliopsida; Poales; Poaceae
Product: inactive leucine-rich repeat receptor-like protein kinase CORYNE
Exons: 3
Coding region: 764-2026 (420 amino acids)
Biological process (GO): protein phosphorylation
Molecular function (GO): ATP binding; protein kinase activity
Source: RefSeq, a predicted model, not a curated record
GCCCGGAGAGAGAGGAGAGGAAGGGGUAAAAACGAGAGAGAGAAUCCGUCGAGUCGCGGCGGGGGAGAAUGUCUGGCUGGUCCGGUCGCUGUACCCGCGCAUGGUGGAUGCGAAGCCAAGCCGCCUGAGGCCGAUGAAGAGGGGAAGGGUGCGUCGAGAAAAGUCUCGGCUUUUAGCUUUAGGCGCCCACACCAAUGCCACACUGCUCUGCUCUCCGAGUAACUUAUUGCAAGCAGUGACCCCCGUUGAGCGAGCCAGCUUUGGAUAAUUCUUGACCCUGUCGUUUUGGUUUGAAGCUUUCUGGAGGGAGCACACGGCUCGGUAUUCAGUGAGCUGAGAGUGCAGCGAGAGCAAAAGGGGAAGUUGAGGUUGAGAUUUCUCUCGCGAAGAUCACGCUUGCAGAGUGUGCUCCGUGCUGUGGCGAGCCCCGCUAUUCUCGCUUGAUUUCUUGGUGGUGGGAGGCGACAGGGGCGUGAGCCGCCUGCUUGGGAGGUGAAAGCAGGAGGCGUUUCUUCGCUGUUGUCUUUGUGCUGGUUCUUUUCGUCAGGUUGAAGGUAUGCAAGUUCCUCGCUUGUGGUACCGUUUGCAACUCGUGUUCUUCUUUGAUUUCCAUGGAGGAAAAGUGCAAGGUAUGAGUGAGGUGGCGAGAAGCGAGCAGAAAUUGGCAUCUUCAGCCUCCUUUGAUCCUGAGCAUUGAUCAUUUUUUCCCCUAUCUCGCCCAAGGAAUUUUGCUUGUUUUCCUAGCAAGUUUGGUUCUUGUAUCAUGGAGCAACCAGUUAGGAUGAAGAGCAAGAACCCUACCAAAACCCCGCCGCUCCUGGUCACCCUUCUCCUCCUGCUCGCCUUCCUCGCCCUGUGCACGCCCGCUUCCUCCCAGCCGCUCCACUCGGAGCCCAUGGCCACCCAGUCGCCGCCGCCCUCACCCACGCCACCGCAGUCCACGAUUCCCCGCGCGCAGGCCGGCGGCGCCGCGCGCCUCCGACGCAUCGCGCUCGGGGUCCUCUUCGGCUCCCUCUCCGGCUUCCUCCUUGCGCUCGCCUUCCUCUACGCCAUCCGCGUCGCUAUCCUCCACGCCAAGAGCGCACCCGCGAUCGUCAAGGGCCCUGUCUCCUUCACCCCGCAAAUCUCCCCCAAGAACCUCCUGGCCGCGCUCCCAUCCGCGCAGCCGCUCGCCCAUGGCCCCCAUGGCAAGUAUUACAAGCUGGCCCUAGACAACGACCUCACUGUCGCCGUCAAGCGGCUCGAGGCGGCCAACCGCCCGGAGGCCUCGCCAUCAAUGUCCCCGAGCACAUCCAAGUCUGAUAUGAGGAGGGUGCAGAGGCAGCUUGAGGCCCUUGCCCGGGUGAGGCACCAGAAUGUGAUGACCUUGAAGGCAUAUGUUCGCGAGGCUGACCGCCUUUCGCUCGUGUACGACUUCAUUCCUGGGGGCAGCCUCGAGGAUGUGAUGAAGAGGGUGAGAUCGCAGCAGGUCAGCCUCAAUUGGGAUGCCAGGAGCAGGAUUGUUGUUGGGAUUGCCAAGGGAUUGACGCACUUGCAUUUUGAGUACAGUCCAAGGAUACUACAUUGCAACCUCAAACCAUCAAAUGUGUUGCUGGAUGAAGGCUUUGAACCAAUAUUGACAGAUUGUGGUGUUGCAAGGCUGAUUGCAGCAGGUUCAGGUGAUCCAGAAUUAUGCAGUGGCCUCUAUGCAGCUCCGGAGUGCUACCAGAGCAGCAGGUACACAGAUAAGAGCGAUGUGUAUGCCCUUGGCAUGAUCCUGGGCAUGCUGCUCACCGGGAGAGACCCAACAGAUCCUUUCUUCUUGGGAGAAGCUGGGCGGGGUGGUCUUGCCAGAUGGCUCCGGCAUAUGCAGCAAUCUGGGGAUCCAAAAGAAGCACUGGAUAGUAGCAUCUUAGGAGAUGAGGGUGAAGAAGAGGAGAUGCUUAUGGCUAUUAGGGUUGCCAUUGUCUGCCUCUCAGAUUCGCCAGUUGAUCGGCCAUCCAGCGAUGAGCUCGUCGCCAUGCUAACACAGCUCCACAGCUUAUAAUCAUCACCAAUCAUUUCUCGAGCGCUGCAUAUGUUCUUCUUCCAUCAUGGCACGGCGAUGAAUCGUGCUGGAUCAACCGACUCUUGCACAAGUGAGUGUGUAGUGGCUUUCAGUGUCUUGGGCUGGAGUGUCCAAACCAGAUGGUCCACCAGGGAAGCAACAGUUUCAGAAUCAGAAACAAGCAGCAGCUCCCUGUGAUUCAAAAUGCAGCUAUAUGCUGGUGGUCGAGCUUCUUGGGUUGUUCAAGUUCUGCCCAUGAUUUGUGAAUGUCUUCGUAGAAAGCUGUGGCAUGGAUCUGUUGCUGUAAGCUGUAGAAAGAUGUUAGGAUGUUGUGCUGCGCACUGAGACCCAUCAUGUACACAGUACACCGGCUUCACCAUUCUGCCUGUGACUAUGAUGCCUGGUAUUUAACAGGCUGUUGGGCCCAACUGUUUCCACGGCAUUUGACUGCAUCUCACAGGUUUGUAAGGAGUAGAGCACUGCUGUGCUCAUGAACUGCUGGCCACUCACUGUGCUUGCCUCCAUGUGCAACUUGUUCAUGUAGACUGUGAUAGACUCUUUGACUCUGUCUGACACUGGAAAUUAAUAAGAAUCCUAUGUGAGGCCGGCCCGGACCACUGG